UCCCAGGGUCAUGCCACCCCAUGGAUGAGAGCUGCCGGGCAUGAAGGUCAUGCGGAUAGAACAAGAUGACGGAGCAGGCUUCAGGUCUGAACGUCCUCACUUUGUCGCCCUUGGAGAUCCACUUUUCGCAGACCAGAAUCCGGUACGAGUUUCAAGACGGCCGAAGCUUGCAAACUGCGUUGGAGGGAGUUGAGGAGAAAGACAUCCACUUUGACGGUGAGGAAGCCGUGCUGCUCUUGCCCCCUUUUCCGCGAAUUGAAGUGACGAGGUGGCGCUGCAAGCUGCGCGAUGAAGACGGUGCAGCCAAAGUGGACGAGAAUGGUCUUGAGCUCUAUAGUCAGGAGGAGCGAUGGUUUAGCUUUGACAACCGCCGCUUGUGGUGCUUGCAGCGUGCUGCUGCAAGAAGGUGGCCCAAGAAAGUCUAUUGCGAAGUCUUUGAGAUAUCACCGACCUUGGCAAAAACUCGCGAACUGCGGAAAUUUGACACUCGUACAUGCGGGAGGAGUGUUUUGAUCGGCAGACGAGAAGAAGAAAAUCUGGAGAAGUGGUGUUGGCGAACAGAGGUUGGCCUUGCAGUUGACUCACCUGAAGCUGGGGUUGCCUUACCAGCUUUGCGCCACCGAAGACCUGACACCGAGCGGAGAGGCAGCGAGUCGCGGAAACGGAAUCAGCCGCGGAGGCCGUCAAAAGAUGACAAUGAAGAGUCAGAGAGACAGCCUGUAAAUGAGAUCCUGCAAGGGUUUCUUGUGUUCAUGAUCAUCUACCUCAGCCUGCGCGUGUGCGUAAUCCUCUUCAGGAGGCUUGCAGGCAAUGUCAAACACAGGGAUUGGAAUGGAUCUGAUUCUUGAGACAUGCUGAUUGCUCCGUGGCAAGAGGGUCUCUAAAUUACGAUCUGACAUCAGUUGUGGGUUGUCAUGGCACCAAGGGGUAGCAGAGCAAAUCCAUGGUGAGAGAAUUUAAAUUGCUAAGGAAGUACAGCUAGCAGGAAGCUCUUCAGCCAUGAGGCAGCACGUGUUUGACACAGACUGGUGCUCUCCUGGGAGUUCAACCACUGAGACCUUCACGGUAGAUGUAGGGGCCCGCCAGAGGUGCGAGGUGAGCUAAGCUGUUCCGGCAGCAGGUUGCAAGCGCACAAGAAAGAAAA
Cladocopium goreaui is the source of this 1144-nucleotide messenger RNA. NCBI's taxonomy places the organism in Eukaryota, Dinophyceae, Suessiales, Symbiodiniaceae. The record is from the annotation of a GenBank genome assembly.